Rubroshorea leprosula is the source of this 2150-nucleotide messenger RNA. Lineage: Eukaryota; Viridiplantae; Streptophyta; Magnoliopsida; Malvales; Dipterocarpaceae. The record is from the annotation of a GenBank genome assembly.
AAAAUCAGGGCAAACCCAAAGAUGCGUCUCUGUUUAUCUUCCUUUAUCAAACUCUUGUUCAAAGCUUCUACUCGUUCUUCUUAUUCUUUCCUGUCAUGGACUCAUGCUUUUUAGAGGCUGUUUAGGUUGGUCCUGUCUCCCAUAUGGAUUUUAGAGGUCUGGGUUUGGAGGGUCUGGUGGGUCCUGAAAAUGGAGCUCCGUCUCAGGCCUCACUGCCGGAGACCAAACCUAUGGUGCUCGGAUCUGGGUUUGUUAAGCAAGAGAGAUCUUCAGAGUCUGGUGAAGAUCACCUGAGGAGUUCAAAAGUGCCCAGAACUGAUGAUUUCUCUGCUCCAAAGACAAUGACAUUGCAGCAGGGUACUUCUUUGUUGAGAUCUAAUUCAGGGGUCUCUGGAGAUACUCGCCCACAAGAGAAUAUGUUGAGCUUUUCUGCUGUCAAAUCAGAGGUAACUUUUGUCAACAAAGAUGGGGGGUUGGGAGAGAGGAGCACACAGGAUAGUGCUGGAUUUGCUUACUAUCAACAAAUACCCGCUGCUUAUUCUAGAAGUGCAGGUUAUGGUUCUGGAAGCUUGAAUGCAAGCAUGCACGGGUUUUCUGAGGUUAGAGGACCAUUUACUCCAUCUCAGUGGAUUGAACUAGAACACCAAGCAUUGAUCUACAAGUACAUAACUUCCAAUGUACCUGUACCAUCCAAUUUGCUAAUCCCCCUAAAGAAGUCUCUCUACCCCUAUGGCCUAUCCAGCGCAUCUGUUGGAUCCUUGCCUCCCAAUUCAUUGGGAUGGGGAACUUUCCAUCUGGGCUACUCGGGCAGCACCGACCCUGAGCCAGGGAGGUGUCGUCGAACUGAUGGAAAGAAAUGGCGGUGCUCUAGGGAUGCUGUUGCCGAUCAGAAGUACUGUGAAAGGCACAUAAACAGGGGCCGCCAUCGUUCAAGAAAGCCUGUGGAAAGCCAAACUGGCCAUGCCGCCUCUGGGACCACUAAUACCAAGGUGGUGCCAAUAACUUCAUCCAUGUCACCAUUGGUGAUAACCAGUGCUGGUGCAUCCAACAGCCUUGCAAUUGCACAGCACCAGUUCAAGAACUUACAGUCAGGUGCUGCCAAUCAAACAACUGCAGAUGCACUAAUCAACAGAGUGCAAGAUCCACGGGGGCUAUCCAUGAUGUCUACCACCAACUUGAAACCUGUUGACUCUACUUUCACCAUUACAAAACAAGGUAUCACGUAUUCGGAGCCCUCCCAAUUGGAUUUUGGACAUGUUGCUUCUGAUUCUCUUGUUAAUCCUUCCCAUAGAAGGUCUUAUGUGAAUUCCAAAGAGUAUGGUUCUUUCCCAGACUUCAAAGAUCAAGAAACCCAAGACCAAAAUCCACUUCACCAGUUCAUUGAUGACUGGCCUAAGCACCGAUCUAGUCGUUCUAUCAUUACCUGGCCAGAAGAACUUAAAUCAGAUUGGACCCAGUUGUCAAUGUCUAUCCCAAUGGCCUCUUCAGAGUUCUCAUCUUCAUCUUCCUCACCCACACAGGAGAAACUUGCCCUGUCACCACUAAAAUUGUCUUGUGAAUAUGAUCUGAUCCACAUGGGUCUAGGGGUGAACACUGACCUCAGUGAACCAACCCAAAAACAAGCCAACUGGAUACCAAUCUCUUGGGGAACUUCAAUGGGUGGUCCUUUAGGAGAGGUCCUAGCCAACAGGUCCAACACCACUAGCAAUGUCAGUACCUGCAAGAACACAUCAGCACUUAACCUCUUACCUGAAGCCUGGGAUGGCAGCCCACAGUUGGGAUCUUCCCCUGCAGGUGUCUUGCACAAGUCAACCUUUGCUUCACUUUCAAAUAGCAGUUCAGGGAGCAGUCCCAUAGCCGAGAGUAAGAUAACUCAUGACUGCACUACCCUUUGUGAUGAUAUGCUCGGCUCCUCUCUUUUAAGUUCUGUCUCCAUUCCAUCCAUAAUCUGAAGCUAGUAACUCCCGCAACAAAAGAAGAAACUCUGGAAUUGGUGGUGUUGUACUAUGUUCUAUGAGAGACAUAAGUAUAUUUGUGUUUUCCAGAUUGAUUUGUUUCUUCCUUGUUUGUUUUAACUAAUGGUUCUCUAAUAUUUACAAUGAAGACUUGGCUGAAUCCAAUUAAUAGGUACUGGCCAUACCGGUUCAUGU